This is a messenger RNA of Panicum virgatum (switchgrass), 798 nucleotides long. Its product is annotated as 30S ribosomal protein S16-2, chloroplastic/mitochondrial-like. Lineage: Eukaryota; Viridiplantae; Streptophyta; Magnoliopsida; Poales; Poaceae. Gene Ontology annotation, biological process: mitochondrial translation. Bases 162 to 578 code for a protein of 138 amino acids. The record is from RefSeq and is a predicted model, not a curated record. Gene Ontology annotation, molecular function: structural constituent of ribosome. The transcript is spliced from 3 exons. Gene Ontology annotation, cellular component: small ribosomal subunit; ribosome.
AAAUUGAAAGGCCCAUAUGCAAUAUGUAUAGAUCCAGCCCAUAUUCAAGCCCACUGUCAAUCUCGCUUGCACACGACACGCGACGACCGCAGCGCCGCCGGAGGUGGGAAGAAGGCGGCGCCGGCGCCGGCGCCGGCGAGGAAUUCAAGGGAGACUAAGCCAUGGUGGUCCGGAUCCGGCUGGCGCGGUUCGGGUGCCGGAACCGGCCUUUCUACCGCGUGAUGGCCGCCGACAGCCGCUCCCCGCGCGACGGCAAGCACCUCGAGGUCCUCGGCUACUACAACCCGCUCCCAGGGCAGGAUGGUGGCAAGAGGAUGGGUCUGAAAUUCGACCGGGUGAAGUAUUGGCUCUCAGUUGGGGCACAACCAUCUGAUCCUGUUCAGCGUAUUCUGUUUCGGGCUGGACUUCUUCCUCCACCUCCAAUGCUAGCCAUGGCACGUAAGGGUGGGCCCCGUGAUAGGCGCCCCAUCCAUCCAAUGACCGGGAAACCCUUGGAUCUUGAGGGCGUCACAAUAGUUGAUGACUCCAAUGCUCCUGGAGGCGAUGCUGAAGAACCUAAAGAUGAGGUGACGUCAUAAGUCUUUUGCUUUAGCAUGUGAAAAUGAUGCUAGAUUUUGUAUCUUAGCAUAUGCAGUGAUGCUGCAAGAGAAAACAAACAUGUUUGUUGUUGCUCUGACAAACCUGAGUACUCUAUGAUGUGGCAAACUUUUGGACAUGUAUUGUUUCAUCCAUUUUGUUCUACAAAAUGACAGUAUUGUUGUUUUCCUCCUAAAUAGAAUGCCGUUCUGUGCAUCCUUA